AGCAACCCUGUCAGUGGGCAUUGUUGUGACGAGUAAAAAAGCAAAAGGGGGGAUAUCUCUCUUCGAUUUUCUCUUUAAUUUGGCCAUUUUCUGGGACUUUUCCAGGAUCUUUUUUUGCGCGAUGGUGUAAAUAAGGUGCUGUUGGGUGAUUUGUGAGGGAAAAGUCUGUGAAAUGUUGUGGAAUUGAGGCAGGAGAGUGUGAAUAGUGUGUGACGUGUGUGCGGAGGAAUGUGUCAAUUGCGGGGCAUCUUUCGACGUGAUUCACACACAAAAACUCCCUGCUUUCAGUCGUGCGAGUCAGAGACUCAGUGGUGGCCACAGAUCCAGUAACUCUCUUAUCUCUGUCGCGCCGUAGUGAGCUAAAAAAAAGAGUACAAGUGAAGGUUCCGCACGAGGUCGAUUCAGUGAGAAUCCGUGGGCGCAGUGAGAGUGAAGUGAUUGAUAAGUGAAGGAUAACGAGAUAAAUAAAUAAAAAAAAAACAGUGUCCAGGAUGAAACAUCAGGGCAGUACAGCUGGUGCGGGAACAGAGAAAAAGAACAAGUCCAGCCAGCUACUUUCACACGAAGAAAAUCAGCAGGUUUUCAAUUUGCUGGACAGAAAAUGCAUGUCAAUGUGCACCGCUGUGGUCCAGUUAUACGUGACAGAUGCUCCGGCACAUUCGCACUGGGUGAAACGGUAUACGGGGGCCCUGUGCUUUGUCAAAGAUAGCGGCAAGAAGUCCUACUACUGCCGUCUCUUCUGCCUCAUGCGUCACGAAAUGGUCUGGGAACAGGAAAUGUAUGACACCAUUCAGAUUCAACGAACUCGACCCUACUUGCUCAAUUUUGAGGGCCAGGAUGGUAUCGUGGCGCUCAAUUUUGCGUCUGAGGAAGAGGCAGAGAGCUUCCACAGAGUCUCCACCUUAACGGUGGCCAAUCGUAUUAAGAGGCGAGAAGAACGUCUCAAGCGAUCGUCAACGAGAAAGGAACCACCACCUCGCCCGAAUGCAGCACCGCAAGUCUCUCAGCAGCACAAUAAUGUAGAGGAUAAUUCUCAGGUGAUAAUGCGACAGCAGCGGACGGCAGUUCCGCCGCAGACACCGCCUCAGGUAGCGGCGCCGGUGCCGCAUUAUUUCGGUGGAAUGUCGGGUGGUGGGCAGAAAGGGAAGAAGGGUCGUGAUAGGAAGAUCACAAAGGAAGAUAUUGGGAUUCCGAUGGACUUUAAGCACAUCACGCAUGUUGGGUGGACUGAGCAGAAGGGCUUUGACUGGACGGGCGAAGAGGUGGAGCACUUGAAGCCAUUCCUGAGGAAGGCUGGAGUGUCUGAGCGUCAGCUGAAGGAUCGCGAAACGAGAGAGUUUAUCUAUGAUUUCAUCCAGAGCAAUAAAGUGUUGGACCUUGUGUCUUCUAGUAGUCCUCCGGGGACUAAGCCUCCGCCCCCAUCGGUUACGGGUGGCAGGCAGAUGCCUCCGCCACCAGUGCCGACGCGCCAACGGAGUCGCAAUGGGGCCCGAGCGGCUCCGCCACCGCCUCCACUCAGGCAACCACAGACAACUCCAGCUCCCCCAAAAGCUCCCCCUCCGGGCAGACCACCACCAAUUGCAGCUGCUCCUCCGCCACCGGGGGCUCCAGCGCCUCCGCCACCACCACCACCGCCCCCAAUGGCGCCCCCACCACCAAUGGCUCCACCACCGCCGAGCGAACCCUCUGGAGGUACUUCACAGGCGUCCAGCAUCGGAAGUGGGGAACCUGAUGCAAGGUCAGCUCUCAUGGAGAGCAUCCGACAGGGCACAAAACUCAAGAGCGUCGAUCGGAGCAAUGUGGGCGGUGGAAGUGGCGAUUCGCGAUCGGAUCUGCUGGAGGAGAUUCGACGCGGGAAGGGUCUAAAGCCGGCGUCUGAGCGAGAGCUGCCGAGUGUUCAGAGGUCCAAUAGUGGAGCAGGAACGGAUGCCCUAGCAGAUGCUCUGCGAAGGGCUCUGAUGGAACGUGGAAGGGUGAUUAGGUCUUCGGAUGAAGAAAGCAAUAACAGCACUGACAACGAUGGCGAAUGGGAUGAUUAGGAGAGCAAAAACAAAAAAAUUGAGCCUGUGAAGUGUGAGUGAAAUUUUUUCCAGGAUUUAUUCGCGACAAUAUCUAAAAAAAAAUGUGUGAAAAGAGUGCAGAGGAGUUGAUAAAAAAACGGUGCACGGUAAAUAUUUCUUUAUUACAUCAUCUUAACUUUCUUAGAAGGUCUUAUUUGUAGGAAUUACAAAAGGAAAAAAAAUGAAUCAGUGAAAGAUUUUCAAUUGCUUAGCAUUAGAAUUGAAUUUAGAAUGAAGAAAAAAAAUAUCAAUUGAUGAAGAGAGAGGAAAACUUCUUGAAGAGUGCCAAAUUAGAUUGUACAGUUAAUAAGUUACCAAGUAGGAUUGUUUUUGCAGGCAAAAAGACAUUUCACACAAUUUCAAAAGAAAAAAAGAAAAUAAUAGCAAAACACAAUUAAUUUAAAAGGAAUUUAGCGCAAUUUUCAAAUUUUCAAUUGCAGAGCAAUAUACUUUUUUUUCUAAAUAUCUUAAUACCAUUUAUCGCAUUAGUAAGAUAACUUUUUUUCUUUUUGUUUUAUUUUAUUUUUUUGGCAAAAAGAAAAUCGCAAGUUUAUUGAAAUAUAUAACACACAAAAAAUAUAUAAAAUAGGAAUAAUUACAGAAGAAAAAAGAAAGAAAUUCACUGUAAUAAUAGUAAUGUUUAUUUUACUUUCUUGUUUCUUUUUUUUUGCAUAACCAAAUCCCAAUUAUUAUGAAAAAAAUAUAUUUGACAAAAAUAAUGUUAUGACAUUGA
Messenger RNA from Phlebotomus papatasi, 2793 nucleotides. It is a transcript of the gene WASp, whose product is annotated as actin nucleation-promoting factor WASL. Gene Ontology annotation, molecular function: actin binding; microtubule binding. Bases 492 to 2039 code for a protein of 515 amino acids. Gene Ontology annotation, cellular component: cytoplasm; actin filament. The record is from RefSeq and is a predicted model, not a curated record. Lineage: Eukaryota; Metazoa; Arthropoda; Insecta; Diptera; Psychodidae. Gene Ontology annotation, biological process: actin filament polymerization. The transcript has 5 exons.